Messenger RNA from Clonostachys rhizophaga, 1773 nucleotides. Lineage: Eukaryota; Fungi; Ascomycota; Sordariomycetes; Hypocreales; Bionectriaceae. The record is from the annotation of a GenBank genome assembly.
AUGGCUACCGAGCCAAGAGUGGUGGAGCGGACGCCAGACGGCACCUCGCCUCGAACAUAUGCCCUGAACCACCUGCGCCCCAAGUCGAGCUUCGUCGGUUGCUCGCGCAUCUCCGACUAUGAACUUUUGGGGAAGCUGGGAGAAGGAACCUUUGGUGAGGUCCACCGCGCACGAUCUCGAAAGACUGGUGCCCAGGUCGCAUUGAAGAAGAUCAUCAUGCAUCAUGAAAAAGAUGGCUUCCCGAUUACGGCUCUUCGCGAAAUCAAGCUGCUCAAGCUGCUCUCGCACAAGAACGUGUUGAGACUCGAGGACAUGGCAGUCGAGCAUCCAACAAAACCGACCGACAAAAGGAAGAAACCCAUCAUGUACAUGGUAAUGCCCUACAUGGACCACGACUUGUCGGGUCUCCUAGACAACCCUUCAGUCCAAUUCAAGGAGGCACAGAUCAAAUGCUACAUGCUCCAGCUACUGCAGGGCCUUCGAUACCUGCACGACAAUCGCAUCCUGCAUCGCGACAUGAAGGCUGCCAAUCUGCUCAUCAGCAACCAAGGUAUCCUACAAAUCGCCGAUUUUGGUCUGGCCAGACACUACGAUGGCCCGACUCCCCAAGCCGGAAAAGACAUGGGCGAAGGACGCCGUGACUACACUGGACUGGUCGUUACCAGAUGGUACCGACCUCCUGAGCUGCUGCUUCAGUUGAGACAGUACACUCCCGUCAUUGAUGUGUGGGGUGUUGGAUGUAUCUUUGGCGAGAUGUUGGUAGGCAAGCCGAUCUUGGCUGGCGAGAGUGAUAGCCAUCAACUUGAUCUCAUUUGGGACCUCAUGGGCUCUCCUACUGAAGAAUCGAUGCCGGGUUGGAAACUUCUACCUGGUGGAGCUCAUCUUUCACCACGCCAACGACCUGGUGUCCUUCAAAACAGAUUCCGGGAAUUUGGCAAUGGCGCAGUGGAACUGCUCAAGGAUCUGAUGAGACUCGACUGGCGACGACGCAUCAACGCCGUCGAUGCUCUCGAUCACCGCUACUUCAAGAUGCAGCCCUUGCCCAUGGAGCCUCACGAGAUCCCAAAAUAUGAAGAAAGCCACGAGCUGGACCGAAGAAAGUUCCACGAUCGCAAGGCUAAUCUUCCACCGGCCCCUAAGGGUGGCACGGUAGGCAUUGGUCCAGAUGCGAAUGGGCCCACUGCAGGUUUCAAUAGCAGUGAUGGUUACGGCAGCCGCAACGGCGGCGCCAAUGGCCGUUACCGCGGACCUGAUGAGCGCAGGCCCGAUGAGCGCAGGCCCGGAUGGCAGAGAGAUCGGGGCCCUCCCGGUAGGCCUCCUCCUGCUCACGAGGAUGAACGAGGUCCACGAAGAGGCGGCGCUGCACCCAGAGGAGCUACCGAGGCGAAGGCGGUGGUGGUCGGCGCGACGACCGGCCACCAAGGGAUGAUCGACCACCAAGGGAUGACCGACUCCCAAGAGAUGACCGACUGCCUAGAGAUGACCGACCCCCAAGAGAUGACCGACGACCCAGGCCACCACCUCGGGAUGAGCGGUGGCAGGAGGGGCGGCAGCAGAGCCGCAGUCGAUCCCCAAGACAUGAUCGGGGCCGGGAGCGCGAGCGUGAACAGAGGGAUAUCUAUCGGCGGUGAGGAGCUGCCCCAGUUUACCCUUGGGUUCAAGCACCCCACCAACAACAAAGACGAGGGGCUGGCUUACACCAGUGAGGCGUUGGGUUAUCAUCUUUUGUCGUUUUAUUAUGGAAGCAUCACGAUACACCCACCAUUGCCAUAG